This is a messenger RNA of Lathyrus oleraceus (garden pea), 1314 nucleotides long. RefSeq lists its product as uncharacterized. The record is from RefSeq and is a predicted model, not a curated record. The transcript has 6 exons. The coding region runs from base 204 to 1259 and encodes 351 amino acids. Lineage: Eukaryota; Viridiplantae; Streptophyta; Magnoliopsida; Fabales; Fabaceae.
UUUCCCUCUCUAUAAGCUAUUUCGUUUACGUAACUGGGUUUUCUCUCUACUACGAUUACUCUCGUCCUCCGUUCGUUCUCCCUCCCUCACCGUCAUCGUCGCCGUCGCCUUUUUCUGCUGCUGCAUUCACGUUCACUGCGUUAUCUGCGUCCACCGUCACUGUUCACUUUCUUCUCCAUCGUUACCGUCACCUUCAAGAUAAAAUGGCUAACCAAGACGAUACCCAUGACGCGAAUGGAUCACGUAACAAUGUUGAAAAAGAAAUCAAACGAGGAUUGACUGUUAUGAAGUCAAUCAUUCGUGCAAGAGACAAGGGUGUAAAAUUUGAAGUGCAUUGGAGUGCUGAAGACCAACUAAUUGAGCCUAACGGUUCAAUGUUGGCAAGUUACAUUGGUUUCCUUGUUCGACAACAUAUUCCGAUUACAUGUGAUAAUUGGAAAAGUCCGGACUUGAAGGUUGGCAAAGAAAAAAUAUGGUCGGAGAUACAGAGAUCCUUUCACAUCGAUGAAAGCCGGCAAAAAUAUUGUAUUCAAUUGGCCGGAAAAAGACUCCGAGGAUUUCGAUCCUUUUUGUGCAACAAAUUUCUCAAGGAUGAGGAAGGAAAAUUUGUUGAAGGAGAACGGUCAAUGAAGUAUGCCGAGAUUAUUUCAGCCGAUGAAUGGGAUAACUUUGUCGCCAAACGAAGAAACGAAAAAUUCCAUGAAGUAAGCGACAAAAAUAGGAAAAGGGCAUCAAAACCCGCGUAUCCGUACAAAAAAGGGCGUACGGGUUAUGCACGGUUACAACAAAGAAUUCUAGCCGAGGAGAAAAGUGACGCAACAUCUCUUUCGGAGCACGUAUUAUGGAAGGCUGCUCGGGUUGGGAAGGAUGGGGCUGUCGUUGAAGCGGUCCAAAAUGUUUAUGACGAAUGUGAGACUUUAUCCCAAACCGUACCUUCAACCGAGGUCCAGGAUUGCAGGAGCGUACUUAGUCGAGUACUAAAUGUUCCUGAGUAUUCCGGUCGUGUGAGGGGUAAGGGUUUUGGUGUGACUCCGUCGUCAUUUUAUAAAAAAACAAAAACAAAAAAUCCUACCAACAAAGAGGUGAUGGAGACCUUGGCGGAGUUAAGGGCACAAGUACUCCAACUGCAAAACGAGAAUGCAAGGUAUAGAGAGGAAAGGUGCACUUCCGAGGCAAAAGAUACUAGUGACCGAGCUAGUAUCAAUUAUCAACCGAAAUUUCCCGAGGUAAUUAUAUAUGUUAUUAUGAAAUUAAAAUAGCACUUUUUUACUUGACACAUAUACACGUUAACAAUAACAUUUAUUAUUGGUUUAG